AUGACUAUUUCUUCCAGCAGUCAUCGAUCAUUUCUCAAUGGUGCAAGUUUAGAACCAGUGCCGGUGAACCCAAAUUCGCAAGUGGCAAAAUUUGACUUCAUGUUAACAUUCAAUCACAAUCCGGUAUCAUGUGACAAAAGAUUAACAUGUUUUUUUGUUUCCUCAAAUGAUAUUUUUGAACCAAGCACUUGUACCCAGAUGGGUCAAAGAUUUCAAUGUCUUUUUGAACGACUUUUUGACCUACAGUCGAAUGGUGUUCAAAUGGGUGGAUCAAAUAUGUUGGUUGGACGAAUGUCAGUUAUUUUAUCGGAAGAAUAUAAUGAAGUGGCAGAAAUGUGCUUGGAUAAAGUGUCCGAUAUUAUUUACGAAGGUUUGUGCGAUAAUAGAAUCUUUUUUAAAUUAGUUUUAAUUUGUGCCUAA
Adineta ricciae is the source of this 420-nucleotide messenger RNA. NCBI's taxonomy places the organism in Eukaryota, Metazoa, Rotifera, Eurotatoria, Adinetida, Adinetidae. The record is from the annotation of a GenBank genome assembly.